UACUGUUCCGGAUGCAGAGGUAGCUACUGUGUAACUCCUGUUGUGACUCUGAUGUUUACAUUAGUAUUACCAUGACAGUUUUACCCGAGGACUGAAAUAAGUUUUUCAGAUUAGGAGAACAUUACAAGGUGCUAACAUGGACCUCGUCAUAAACACGUGAAUGAUCUCCCCCAAGACGACACCACCUUUCAGGCAGUGCUCACCUGGGUAUAUAGUUCCGCAAGAUGUCAGGUGGGAACUUUUUGAACAGGGUGCGGUCUGCCUUCAGGAAGGCUCCGAGCGACUGGGACCUGAGCGACACGGCUCCCCUCGACUUCUCCGACGAGCUGGCGGAGGAUGAGGCUCCUAAAUUCAACAAGCUGAAGGUGGUGGUGUCAGGAGAGAUGUCGGACUACUCUGCCGGAGCGCCGUCCAACGGAGUGGCGGUGAACACGCUGGUCGUGGCGGAUGAUGACGAUGACUCCUUGCUCGAGUCCUCCUCCAGCAUGGGCAGCCCGGGUCUGAACAUGGACCCCUGUGACAGCUGCAACAAGAAGAGGGAGAGUAUUAAACACAGGAGGGUGAUGAAGAGGCUUGCCAUUGCAGCUGUGCUGUAUUUCCUUUUCAUGGCAGGUGAAAUAAUAGGUGGUUAUGUAUCAAACAGCCUUGCCAUCAUGACUGAUGCUGUGCACAUGCUAACAGACGUGGUGGGCAUUUUGUUCUCUCUGCUGGCCCUCUGGCUCUCUACAAAACCACCCACUAAAAAGUUCACCUUUGGGUUGCAUCGUCUUGAGGUGGUAUCUGCGGUGCUCAGUGUGAUGCUCAUCUACAUUUUGACGGCCAUACUGCUCUAUGAGGCAAUUCAGAGGACGGUACACCAAGACUUCGACAUAAACGGAGAUGUCAUGCUCAUCACUGCAGCUGUGGGGGUGGCUGUCAACCUCAUAAUGGGUUUCUUGUUGAACCAGGAUGGUCACCUCCACGGUCACUCUCACGGCCACGGUCACUCUCACGGCCCUCCAGCUCCCUCCGGUUCAGCUGGGUCGGGUCAGCAGCAUAGGCAGCAAGGCAGCUUGGCUGUAAGAGCCGCAUUCAUCCACGCUUUGGGGGAUCUCCUCCAGAGUGUCGGGGUGCUCAUAGCUGCCUACGUUGUCCGCUUCAAGCCGGAGUUUAAGCUGGCAGACCCCAUCUGUACCUACAUCUUCUCUGUUCUGGUCCUCUGCACCACUUUCCGAAUCAUACGAGACACAAUAGUCAUUGUGCUGGAGGGUGUUCCAAGACACCUGGACACUCUGCGAAUCAGAGAGGACCUGCUGAAACUGGAGGACGUCCAAUCAGUGGAUGAGCUGAAUGUGUGGGCGCUGACAGCUGACAAGACUGCAGCUUUAGUGCAUCUCCAGCUCACACCCUCUAGUGCCAACAACUGGGAGGAGGUCCAGGCAAAGGCCCGCCACCUGCUGCUUCACACCUACGGCCUCACGAGGGUCACAGUUCAGAUCCAGACUCACAGACAGAGGCUGGUACGUAGCUGUGCACACUGCCAGCAGCCCAGCGCCUGAAGACAGACUCACGCUUACACUGACUUCCACAGACGGCAGAGAGCACAGCACACAGAAAGCUGAUCACAGCUUGGUGCUAUAGAAGGAGCCUCAGCAUGUUUUCAUUAGGGGGAAAAAGACAGGUGCCAAAGGACGGAAAAACUUCAGAUGCAUAUUUCUUAUAAAAGGAUCACUUCAUCCUUCAGGGACUUUAUGCAAAGCUAUGUGGGUGGAGUUUGAAUUGUUCAAGUGUCAGCUUAGAAGAAUGGGAAAAAAAAAACCUUAAAAAACUUAAUUCACCAUUAAAGCCUAUUCCAACAGGUUCCUUUUUUUUCUAUUUCACUCUUUUGAUUUUUCACACUGCUUUUUUUUUUGAUUUGAUGUAAAUUUGACUUGUUACUAGCUUGAAGACUGAGUGUUAAUGUACUAGGAAUUUCAGCUAAUGAACAGGUACCUCAUGUCAUCUGAUAACUGUUGUCACAUUAAAUAUAAGCUGUACUCACGCACAUGAAGAGUGUCACUUCAGUCAUCUCAUCAAAUGCACUCAACCAUUAGCAUUCUUCAGCAAAGGUCUCAUGUAAGGCUGGGUUUUAGAUUUUGUUUUGUUAGUUGAUUUUGGCCGUACUGACCCACAACUACUGAAACUUUAAACUCUCACAUCUAACUCUAGCAUGUUUUUAACUACGUUGUAGAAGACAUCUGACAAUCAAAGUGUGACUGACUUUGAAGAAGAAUGAAUUCUGUUUGUUUUCAGCCUUACUCUCUUUACACUUUUUUUUUCAUAUCAAUGAUCGACAGUAUGAUCAUGCAGACAGGUUGGAGACAGUUGCAGUAUCUCAGAGUUGCAGUGUUACGCAGGAGAGCGAUGUGAGUUGAACUCUGCCAAUAAAGUUGUUCACAGAGUUUCUCUGUCAAGUGUUGAGAGGCUGUGGUGGGUUUAAGGAUAAACCUUUCCACACCUCUGAUGUUAAUCAUCAAGAGAAAUCAGGAACUACAGUAUUGUUUUUGUUUUAAAAUAAAGUAUUUAAUCUGUUGUU
Molecule: messenger RNA, 2554 nt
Organism: Labrus bergylta (ballan wrasse)
Lineage: Eukaryota; Metazoa; Chordata; Actinopteri; Labriformes; Labridae
Gene: slc30a4
Product: solute carrier family 30 member 4
Biological process (GO): response to zinc ion; zinc ion transmembrane transport
Cellular component (GO): plasma membrane
Molecular function (GO): zinc ion transmembrane transporter activity
Source: RefSeq, a predicted model, not a curated record